Messenger RNA from Acanthamoeba castellanii str. Neff, 1146 nucleotides. RefSeq names its product PX domain containing protein. Gene Ontology annotation, molecular function: phosphatidylinositol binding. The coding region runs from base 1 to 1146 and encodes 381 amino acids. The transcript has 3 exons. The record is from RefSeq and is a predicted model, not a curated record. NCBI's taxonomy places the organism in Eukaryota, Discosea, Longamoebia, Acanthamoebidae. Gene Ontology annotation, cellular component: intracellular membrane-bounded organelle.
AUGCAGGCACCACCCCUACCACGCAGGCCGGGGCCUCUGCCGGCGACCCAGCCUCCGCCCCGCAUCCCUGCACGUCCGGCCCUGGCUCCGGGCUAUCCGCCUCCCGCCGGCCAGCCCUAUCCUCCCUCCUACGGCCCCGCACCACCGGUCGUCCACAGUGGCCAGCAGCCCUACCACCACCCUGGGCAGCUGCCGAGGGCAGGCUCUGCCCCGCCGGCGCGUCCACCACCACCGACCGCGGCCCCGACGCCGGCGUUGCCGCCGCGACCAGUCACCCAAGCCCCGGCCGCGCCUGCAGUGCCCAAUCGACCCAACACCUACGCAGGCCAACCAUCAGCGACCACUCCCUACCACCUUCAUACACCGCCGCCCAUGCCCUCGUCUUCUUCGUCGUCUUCGUCUACGCGGCCGUACAUCAUGUCGACUGUGGCGACCACCAACACGACGGCGGACGACGAUUCGAUCACGGACCUGCUGAAGGAGACGUCGAGGGACUACCUGAAGGGCAUCGGCCAGGGCGUGAGCGCGCUGCUGAAGACCGACGGCGACGGCGACGGCGACGACCCGGCAGCGCUUACGGAGGAGCAGCGGCGGCUGGAGCGCGAGCGCGAGAAGGAGCACCAGCGCAGGGAGGACGAGUACAUCGCCCAGCAGAAGAGGCGCGUCCUGGAGGAAGAGGAACAGCGACGACGAAGGACGGCCACACCCGGCGGCGCUGCGCCCCAUCAAACCGCAUCGCCCGCCUCGCACCAGAUGACCUUCACCUUGACCAGCAGCCUGAAGAAGGAGUACGUGGGGAAGGCCUACACGGUGUAUGCAAUCGAGGUGGUGUGGAACGGUGUGAGUUGGACGGUGUACCGGCGGUACAAGCAGUUCAACGACUUCAGCUCCCAGGCGAAGAAGGCGUCGUUCACCUUUGCCUACGCGCUGCCGGGGAAGAAGAUCCAGGGCAACCUCAAGGACCACUUCGUCGAACAGCGCCAGAGAGAGCUGCAGAAGUACGUGCAGGCGGUGAACGAGAAGGCGCCAGCGAUGAUGUCCAACAAGAAGGCUCGCGUGGCCCUCCUCCGCUUCUUUGCCCCGACACAGGUGGGCGACAAGGCCAGCGGCGGCGGCCUCCCCUUCGACCUCUCCGACCUUGUGUGA